AUGCAUCACCCACCUGGGCCGAGACCAGUGCAUGCUGAUGCAGCCAGGCGCCAAUCGGCCAGGAAGAGGAGUCUCAGGAGUCUGGCCCGAAGCCGGAACGAGGGCUACGGUUGCCCCGCCAGCAGAACCUACCACCUGCCAGCCUUGUUGAUUGUCCUGCUCGUCCUCAUCCAGAACUUCGAGCUGCACAUGUGCCGGCAAUUGAUGAGGUACCCGGGCGAAAAACGAUCCCCGGACAAGCUGCUCUCCAUUGGCGGCAGUGCAGCGGGCGAGGUGACAUUGCCGGGGGCCAAUGCUACUCCGGCGGAUGGCAAGCGGGCGGGCGGAAGGUCGGCUCCCAGCCAGCCGGAGGAGAUUUUUAGCGCCCCAGCCGACGAGGGCUACGACGAGUAUCCGAUGGUGGUCCCUAAACGGGCAGCUUUACUUUUGGAUCGAUUGAUGGUCGCCUUGCAUCAUGCCCUCGAACAGGAGCGCAGUGAACAGCGGAUUGGCGAGUUCUUCGGGGACAAAAACAUUCUUAACGGUAAAUUUGGCGAGUACCACAACGGACUGGAACCUCAUCAAGUGAGGGAGGAUGGAAUGUACAGCGAUGAUGAUUCGGGAACAAUGUUGGAUUAUGAUUUCAAAGAUUUGAACCAGAUCAAUCGCGCCACUGGCGAAACAUUAAUGCCAAAGAGCUUUCAGAGAAGAGCGGGCGCAGAUCGAUCUGGAACCUCUACCAUUUCCGGUUCCCCAGCUGGUCCCCGGCGUAUCCAACCAUCCGGAUCCGGCGGUGGCCGAGCGUACUGGCGUUGCUAUUUCAAUGCCGUCAGCUGUUUCUAA
Messenger RNA from Drosophila takahashii, 822 nucleotides. It is a transcript of the gene AstCC, whose product is annotated as Allatostatin double C. NCBI's taxonomy places the organism in Eukaryota, Metazoa, Arthropoda, Insecta, Diptera, Drosophilidae. The record is from RefSeq and is a predicted model, not a curated record.